Messenger RNA from Camelina sativa (false flax), 578 nucleotides. NCBI's taxonomy places the organism in Eukaryota, Viridiplantae, Streptophyta, Magnoliopsida, Brassicales, Brassicaceae. The record is from RefSeq and is a predicted model, not a curated record.
AUGAUGCAAACUAAUGAGUUAUCCUAACUAAAUGAAUGAUAAAUAUAUGUUAAGGAGAGACAAAAUAUAGACAUAUCAGGAAUCCACAUGCAAUUUGCAGUUCUCGCGAUAGUUUUAGCCGCUGCAAUAAUGGUGGAAGAAGCUACAAGCCUUUUUAUUUGCAACCUUCACACAAACAAUUUGGCGAAAUGCCGUCCAGCCGCCACUGGAAACAACCCUCCACCUCCGGGACGGAACUGCUGCGCGGUGAUCAAAGCCGCUAAUCUACAAUGCCUCUGCCCGUCCAAGCCUUUUGUCUCUAGAUACGGGUUUGAUCCAUCUAAGGCCAGGCCUCUUCUAGACAAGUGUGGUAUAAACACUCCUCCCUCCUGUUUCUAAGGUGAGAAAUCAAAGUAACCGUAAGAUUUUGCUGUUCUUUCGGUAAAGACAGAGAUGUCUUCGUUUGUUUUGUUGUACCUUGUGUAACACGCAGCUUGAAGAACUGAGUUGAAGACAGGCCGGUAUGGCGCAUACGUUGACUCGACCUGAAGUCAUGUCUUUUAGUGUUGUUAUUCGAAUAAAUCACCACUUUGCAAUGA